UGAAGAAUCUGCUACCAAGUCAAACUUAAGCUGUUGGUGGGCUUGGUGGCCUUGUCUACUAGUUGUGCUUUGUGCUUUCGCAGUCUUCUCGCGACAGAUAGCUUUCCUUCCAGCUAUCCGUGACCGGGCUACUGAUCCAGGAUGUUUCUCUGGAUAUGGACGUCGGUUCUACUCCUUUGCCCUGCACUUGGACAGACUGUCCUUGACUUUGUUAAUCCCCUGAUAGGGACAACAAAUGGAGGACAUGUCUUUCCUGGCGCUACGUUGCCUUUUGGCAUGGCAAAAGCAGUUGCUGAUGUUGACCAAGAGAAUCAGGGAGGGUUCUCUUUUGGCGACAAUAAAAUCACCGGGUUUAGUCAUUUGCACGACUCUGGAACCGGAGGAAGCUCUGGUCUCGGCAACUUUCCACUGUUUGCUCAAACGGGCUGUGCAGGGGAUGACCUCAACCGGUGCCUGUUUCCAAAGGCCCUGCGAGCCACAAAGGGAAUCAGGUCAACUAUACAGGCCAGCCCUGGGUACUUUGCAGUUUCUCUCAACACCUCUGUCCAUGCAGAGAUGACAGUCACCAACCACACGGCGCUCUACCGCUUCUCAUUCCCGACAAAUACUGGACUCCCUUACCACCCUCUGAUCCAUGCAGACCUCACCGAUCUGUCCGACUCCAGGAGCAACGGAACCAUGUCGGUCGACCCAACCACGGGAAGGUUGACCGGUAGCGGGACAUUUCGUCCCUCGUUCGGCAUCGGCUCUUACACUAUGCACUUUUGUGCAGAUUUCAAGGGAGCAAGUAUCCGCAACACCGGCGUUUGGGUCAACAACCGAGCUGGGCCUGAUCCAAAAACUGUGAGGGUGUACGACGACGGCCAGAGCCCACCGAUGCCUGCCGGUGCCUGGGUGCAGUUUGAGGAACCUGCAAACAACCAGAUCUUAGCCCGCGUGGGAGUGUCGGCCAUCAGUGCAGAACAGGCUUGUAAGAGCGCCGAGCGGGAAAUUCCAGGAUUCGACUUUGACGGCACGCAUAACGCCGCAAGGGAGAUUUGGGAUCGGAAACUAGAUGCGAUCAAGGUCGACUCUGCGGGUAUGAACAAGUCUAUCAUGACGACGUUCUGGUCCGGGGCUUAUCGUGGUCUGAUUUCGCCGCAAGAUUAUACUGGAGAAAAUCCUCUUUGGGAUAGCUCGGAGCCUUACUACGAGUCUUUCUACUGUAUCUGGGAUUCGUUCCGUAUCGUUCAUCCAUACAUCACCUUGAUUGAUCCCCACAGCCAAACGCUCAUGGUCAGGACACUCCUCGACAUCUACCGCCAUGAGGGAUACCUCCCGGACUGCCGUAUGAGCUUCUGCAAAGGCCUUACUCAAGGUGGCAGCAAUGCGGAUGUUGUUAUAGCGGACGCGUAUUUGAAGAGGGCGGGCCUCGGAGAAAAGAUUGAUUGGAAUGUAGCAUACGAAGCAGUGGUCAAAGACGCCGAAGUUCAACCACCCAUUUGGACUGUCGAAGGACGUGGUGGUCUCCAGAGCUGGAAGACGCUCGGGUAUAUACCGGCGGACGACUUUGACCCCAGCAGCACCGGCCUUUUCACCCGCUCCAUCUCACGGACUGUCGAGUAUGCUUAUAACGACUUUUGCAUCGGCCUUAUGGGAAAGAAGAUUGGUGGCAAGGAUGCCGAUGCAGAAAAGUAUUUCAAGCGAGCCGAGAAUUGGGUCAACCUAUUUGACGAGAACGCGGUCUCGAUCCUCAACAUGUCGAACGCCCUAAUCGAUACGGGUUUCAAGGGCUGGCUACAGCCCAAAUAUCUCAACGGCACCUUUGGGUGGCAGGACCCUAGCUUCUGCCAGCCCAUCAAUAGUUUCACGAGCUGCUAUCUCAACCCCACCGGUCAUGAGACGUACGAAGGGGGUAGCUGGCUGUAUACCUUUUACGCCCCUCAAGACAUGGCACGCCUCAUUUCGAAGCUGGGAGGUCCGCAGGGGUUCGUGGAUCGACUGACCUAUCUCCACACCACGCCGGGUCUGCUGUACAUGGGUGACGAGCAGGCAUUUCUGCUGAUUUAUCUGUUUCACUACGCGGGGCGGCCGGGUUUGUCGGCCAAAUAUGCGCACCUUUACAUUCCGUCGCAGUUCAACGACGCCAUCGCGGGCAUCCCGGGCAAUGACGACAGUGGCGCCAUGGGGAGCUUUAGCACAAUGGCCAUGAUGGGCUUGUAUCCCGUGGCCGGGCAGGACGUCUACCUGAUUACUCCGCCGUUUUUCCGGGAGGUCAAUGUCACGAAUGCAAUCAGCGGCAAGACUGCGACGGUCAGGAAUAUGAAUUUCGACGCCCAGUACACCAACAUCUACAUUCAGAGCGCUACGCUGGAUGGGAAACAGUACACGAAGAACUGGAUCACGCAUGAUUUUUGGGUCAAGGGGGGGGUUCUGGAAUUGACUCUGGGUCCUCACGAAAGCACUAGCUGGGGAACAGCGGACGUGGAUCUGCCACCAAGUCUUUCGACUGGCGGGUUUGUGUAGAAAUGGAGCAGCAUGGCAAAGCAUAGCUAGGUAGCAAGUGUAGGUAGUAUAGCUUACAUAGUACAGGUAGCUUUGCAUAACCUGCGCACGGUAGCUUGGGUAGGUAUUCUGUACGUAAUGAUGCAAGCUUUAGGCCCUAAUAUCUUAGUCUACCAACUCGGCUCCAUCGCCACUUGGCACACCAAGGGUCGCCGCCUUUGCAGUUAGACAGCUCACCGUCUGCAGGGGACAAAACUCGGCUUAGGCUUAAUACCACUACAACUCUUG
Pyricularia grisea is the source of this 2772-nucleotide messenger RNA. RefSeq lists its product as uncharacterized. Bases 142 to 2505 code for a protein of 787 amino acids. Gene Ontology annotation, biological process: carbohydrate metabolic process; glycoprotein catabolic process; protein deglycosylation. Gene Ontology annotation, cellular component: nucleus; cytosol. Lineage: Eukaryota; Fungi; Ascomycota; Sordariomycetes; Magnaporthales; Pyriculariaceae. The record is from RefSeq and is a predicted model, not a curated record. Gene Ontology annotation, molecular function: carbohydrate binding; peptide-N4-(N-acetyl-beta-glucosaminyl)asparagine amidase activity. The transcript is spliced from 7 exons.